AUGGAUGAGAAAGACCUGAGCGACUUAUUGGCCAAUGUCAAAAUAGACCCCAGCUUGACAUCGAGAAUGAGCCAAAUGGACAACUUCAAACUUCCGGAAUUGAUGGUCCUUAAGACAGAUAUCGAGGCACAGCUGGAGGCAUAUUUUGGCCUGCUCAAGGAGCAGGGCAUAGGUAUGGAUUCUCCGUUGGUAACACCGGAUGGCUAUCCUCGUUCGGAUGUCGAUGUAUUGCAAAUCACUAUGAUCAGGAAGAACGUCAAUAUGUUAAAAAACGAUUUGAAUCACGUUUUGCAAAAAUCACAUGUGUUGUUGAAUCAGCAUUUUGAUAAUAUGAACGUUAAAACGCACCAAAAAGCCAACGAUAACGGCGCGAAUAGUGGUGACCAACCCGUCCAGUAUGCUAUCCCCUUUGCAUUCAUCAGUGAGGUAGUGCCAGGUAGCCCAUCGGAUAAAGCCGGCAUUCAGAUCAAUGAUAAACUGAUAUCCAUCGGCAGUGUGCAUGCGGCAAACCAUUCCAAGCUACAAAACAUUCAAGCGGUUGUCAUAAAGAAUGAAGAAAAGCCACUGCCUGUCCGUCUCUUGAGGGAUGGGCAAAUCCUCACAACGUCGCUAUCGCCUUCGAGAAGCUGGAACGGCAAAGGUCUGUUAGGCUGUAGGAUACAAGAGUUGUGA
Molecule: messenger RNA, 672 nt
Organism: Saccharomyces kudriavzevii IFO 1802
Lineage: Eukaryota; Fungi; Ascomycota; Saccharomycetes; Saccharomycetales; Saccharomycetaceae
Gene: NAS2
Product: Nas2p
Exons: 1
Coding region: 1-672 (223 amino acids)
Biological process (GO): proteasome regulatory particle assembly
Cellular component (GO): nucleus; cytoplasm
Molecular function (GO): protein binding
Source: RefSeq, a predicted model, not a curated record